GUAAAAUGGCAGAAAGCCCCAAUGCAUGUCCUGGCUGGCUUUCAAGCCAAUUCUGUAUCAUUGCACAAGUCUUUCGCCCCUGAUCACGUAUUCGAAUCAAUGCACAAAGCUCUCGACAUUGGAGCUUCCUUCGCUGCAAGACCAACCACAGCACGCCCUGUCAGCCGCACUAGCACAAUUUACUUGACAACAUGGCGGACGAAGAUGACCGGGCCGAAAUCAUCGUUGGAGCCAUCGCGCUCGUGGUCUCCUGCGUAGCGCUUCUCCUGACUACCCUUCAGGUCUUGCAAACCUAUUUCGCUUCAGCAACUGGAUAUGCCAGAUGCGGCCCCAAGGUCAUGGGCGAUUGGGCAAAAUCAACACGCCGCAUACUCCGACCUUAUGAGCUACGCUUCGAGGUUCAAUUCGAGACACCUGUCAUCUUCCUCGCGCACCCAAACAACAAUCGCGGGCCAGUUCCGGACGAACCCAUCUGGUAUAUCGAUGGUACGCCAAAGAGCAGGAACGAGACCAGAAGUCUCCUGCCUGACGAGCAGAAGCAGAACGACGACAAGCUCUCGCGCAAAAAACGUAUCCAAGACAAUGAAAGAGCAAGCUGGGUUGUUUUGCUGGCAGCCUUACAACAAAUGGAGCACGACAGCGAGCAGUGGCAAUCACGCUUCUACACCGCGAGACCCGGCAACACGAAGCCACAAAAGUUUGCAGAACGGACGCUUGCUGUUGCAGUUCAGAAGAAGGUCAAAAGCUGGGAUACUAUGCCUGCAGCCAUGACCAAACCCUAUGCAACGACGACAAUGUGCCAUCUCAUCGAACUUGCUAGCGUGCUUGGUCUGCACUGGAGGGAAUUCAGCCGGUGUGAGAACAGAUACCGUGCGGAAGGCAAUGGCUUCAUACUCACAGGCUCGGUCGUCAACGAGCUCGGGCUGGUUUUCACAUUUCAGAAGACAGCUCGAACUCUGUUUGAGGAGGAGCGCGUGAUACCAAAUGAAGCCGUCAAGCAGUUCUGCUUUGGGGUCGUGCCCACCAUAUUCGGUGAGCCCGAGGACGAAACGGAGGACGUCUUCAGAUACCCAUUUGACGUACCCCAAAGUCUGGCUGCAAUCAAGCUCGGGAGCUCGCGCGAGGUUGCAGACACGCUGACCGUCAUGGGCUGCAACACAAACACAGUGGACUACCUCUUGAAAGACCACCAGAAAAUGGGCCAUCUCUUCCCAGUGGCAUUUGAAAUUCUCGGAAUGCUGAGCCGGACGUUGCAUGGCCACGGAUCUGGGUUUCGCAUGUUGCCCAAUCCAACCACAUACCGCUGGGAUAAGAAGUCGUUUUCUUUGUGGAAACUCCUCGAAGCGUUCGAGGACAGACUCGAGCAAGACGACAAUAUCACCAAUACGGAUCAGAUCCAGAAGAUUAAAAGAUCGCUCGAACACAUUAGCAAAGCCCGUGGUCCCGAGUUACCAUUGCGGACCGAGCUCACCGUACCACUUAUGGACACUUUGCAUGACGCCUUGGACUCUACUGAUAAAUAUCUCACGGGAGGUCCAAGGGAGUUCUUCGUCCUCGGAAUCCUUCGCUCGCACUUCCACGUGCUUCUUAGACACCUUAAUGACGCCAAGGAAAGGGAGAAUUUCGAUGCGCUCAAUAGCCUAGGCUUAGAAGACAAGCAGGGACGGCUCAUGGAGAUCUACUUCGACACUAUUCGGAAGGAAGUUGUCAAGAAGACACCGCAGCGGAUGCCCACCCUGUAUCGGCCGCAAACGGGGAAUGUUGUCAUGCCAGUUCCGCACACGGCAGACUCCACGACAGGCCCCGCCGGCUUUCAAGGGGGUCACGCAUCGGCCGACAGUGACAGUAUCACCAGUCUCGUACGCAAGCAAAGCGGAUUUACCGAGAAGAAUCGCGAAGAUCAGCUCAAUGAUAUCUGGUGUUCUUUUGUCUUUCGCAUGCUGUGCUGGCUGCUCCUACAUGACUUUCACAAAGAGGAUAUCCAACUGCCUAAAAGCGAACUCCUCGGCAGUCGUCUCCCAGUAUAUAUCGUUUGAGCAAUUGGUAGCAAGAAAGCCUGUAUCCUCCCAGAUAGCCUCUGACAAUCCAACAAGUGACUCCACG
Messenger RNA from Microdochium trichocladiopsis, 2103 nucleotides. RefSeq lists its product as uncharacterized. The record is from RefSeq and is a predicted model, not a curated record. Lineage: Eukaryota; Fungi; Ascomycota; Sordariomycetes; Xylariales; Microdochiaceae. The transcript is spliced from 2 exons. Bases 192 to 2036 code for a protein of 614 amino acids.